AUGGGCACGCCAGCAGAUGACGAAAAAAGAAUGUUGAAUACAAUUGGUAAGUUUUUGCUGGGGGGAGAAUACAUGACAGAUGCCCCUUCCUCUGCCGCUGCCGAGGAACAACAAUCUUCUGAAGAAAGUGGGGCGAGCUUGGCUUCAGAGGGAACUCAAAGUAAAAAUAAAGAGGGAGAAAAACAUUACAGGGGAGUAAGGUUUGUUAAGGCUCGCCGUAAAUAUGCUGCAGAGAUUCGAAACCCAGAGAAAAAGGGUUCCAGACUUUGGCUUGGCAGCUAUGACACAGCGGAAGAAGCAGCCGCAGCAUAUGACCGUAAGGCUUUUGAACUGCGAGGUUCGAGAGCUAUCUUGAAUUUCCCUCUCAACGUUGAGUCCGGACAGUAUGUGGACCUGUUUUCUCAAUCCUCCUCUUCACACACUCCAUCUAACAUACCCAAGAAAAGGAAGACAAAAGGGAAAGAUGAAGCUCAAUCUUCCCGAGAAUUAGGUUCAGAUUAA
Molecule: messenger RNA, 501 nt
Organism: Cryptomeria japonica (Japanese cedar)
Lineage: Eukaryota; Viridiplantae; Streptophyta; Pinopsida; Cupressales; Cupressaceae
Product: ethylene-responsive transcription factor 1A-like
Exons: 1
Coding region: 1-501 (166 amino acids)
Biological process (GO): ethylene-activated signaling pathway; regulation of DNA-templated transcription
Molecular function (GO): DNA-binding transcription factor activity; DNA binding
Source: RefSeq, a predicted model, not a curated record